Molecule: messenger RNA, 2082 nt
Organism: Temnothorax curvispinosus
Lineage: Eukaryota; Metazoa; Arthropoda; Insecta; Hymenoptera; Formicidae
Gene: vex
Product: somatomedin-B and thrombospondin type-1 domain-containing protein
Exons: 5
Coding region: 735-1709 (324 amino acids)
Source: RefSeq, a predicted model, not a curated record
CGCGGGGUUGAAACUCGGCUCAGUUGGAUUGCGACACCCUUCGCCGAAGGGUCGAGCACGUGCAGAGUUUCGCUCGUGGUGGUGGUCCGCGAAAAAUCCUACCUAUGCGUGUCGCAGAGUGGCUCUCGUAGACGUUCCUUAUUUUUCUUCUUUUAACAUCCGCGAAAAUAAAUGUAACGCGGUAGCAGAAAAUAAUAAUAUUAUUAAAAUAUUAAAACGUAGUUAAUUAAACGUUUUAAUUAAUGCGGAAAUAUAUAUAAAAGAAACAUUAAAGUUCCCUUACUGAUUGAGAGACGACAAUUAUCUUGUAUUUCUGUUAAGAGAUUGUGUUGGGAAAAAAAAAAAUACAAAAAAGAUUUUCUUUUAAACUAUGCAAAUGUAAAGUGCGCUCUCGCAAAAUUGCGCAAAUUAAUGGUCAACUAAUGUCAACACCGGAAACAUUAAACUACGAACUGUGGUUUCAAGCAUGAACUCCGCUAAAACUGAAGAGCUCUUCUCUCGGAAAGACUAGAAACCGAUAAACUAUUGAAACGCAAGGCCGGUAGAUCGAUAUGUCGACGAUCGAUCGCGCGCGCGACGAGUCGCUGUAAAGUAACGUGCGUGAAUCGUCAUCGUCACGGCACGUGCGUGACGUUUCCACGACUAUCGGCGGCACCAACAAACCCAAGGUCGUCGUGGUGGCCCGGCGGUGGCGGUGAGAGCAAGGUCAUCAGGGUCGCGGAAUCGCGAGGAGAAUGUGGAGGAAGGACGCGACCAGGCUGGCCAGGCUGAUCGUCGUCGCCACGCUGAUUUCCCUGACCGUUGACGGGACCGCCGCCGGCAGCUGCAGCUCCGCGAAGCUCUGCUGCCAGGGCAGGGAUUCGGGCUGCGUGAUUCAGAAGGAGUCGCCGAACGCGAUUAUCGAGAGUCCGCGCGACAAGCCGUGCUACUGCGACCACGCAUGUCUCAAGCUCGCCGAUUGCUGCGACGACUUCAAAGAGACCUGCGGCGUGGUCGACUGCGCGGUGAGCGAAUGGAGCCCGUGGACCCUAUGCGAUAACGGAUGCGGAAGUGGUACUCAAAGGCGCAGCCGGGUGAUCGAGAUCUCGGAAAAGAACGGCGGAAAGCACUGUCCGCGUCUGGAUCAGGUCAGGACGUGCCGCAGCUUCCAGACAUGCCACGCCGGGAUUCGCUCGCAGCCGCACGCUAAAAGUGUGACGCUUCUUGCGCUUUUUCCGGGCGACGGCAACAGUACAGAUGUAAGGAUCAAGGAUAGGAUCGUCGAUAAGAGAGGCAGCUGCGUUGCUUUCACCGUUUUGCGGAUCUCGCGGGGUUGCAGCAAGAUUUCGGAUUUGCUCUCGGAAGGUUCGCGGAUUUGCGUGGAGCGCCUCGGUAACGAGAGUCUGGACAAAUACGUGGGCAUCGGCAGGUGGAAGCUAUCGACCGAUAUUGCCGGUAGCGGCAAUCGGCGUGGCCGAUCGACCAAUUCGACCUGCCACGGAAAAUGGAUCGGCGAUUCGCGGCUGGUGGAUUGUCACGAUCCGCGAUGCGUCCAAUCGAGCCAGGCGUCCCCGUACACCUCGCAACUGUUCCGAGGCCGACGUCGCAGGGGCGCAAGCAGCAAUCCCGUCGUCAGCAAUACGGAUAGAGUUGUGAGAAGACGAAGGAAAGGCAGACGACGGAUGAGAAGUAGAAGAAGAAGACGCGCCGUCGCUGUCGCGGAACGGUGAACGUUCUCCGGAGCUCUGUCACAGCUCCCGCGAGUGUCAUCGGUGUUAGAAUCCCUUCCUCUCUCUCUCUCCUUUUCUUCAUCUAUCAUUAUGUAAGGAUAUAUCGUAAGACGUUGACGACAUUUCAGGAUUCUUUGAGAAAAUCGAUUUUUCCGUAGCAAAAAUAUUGAGGCACCGGUUUAAAAUGAUAAUUAAUUUAAGGGGCCAAUACUUCGUAAAUUAAACUUCAAAUUGCUACAGGUAUAGCAAUCAGAGAAAGCUUGCUUUUAUUUAAGUUCAAGUGUACUUUAACAGGAUUUUAAUUUGAGACUAUUUGAUUACCGAAGGAUUUAACUUUAAGAAUAAGAAAAAUGGUGUCCAAUUAAGUUCUUAC